This is a messenger RNA of Schistosoma turkestanicum, 1484 nucleotides long. The record is from the annotation of a GenBank genome assembly. Lineage: Eukaryota; Metazoa; Platyhelminthes; Trematoda; Strigeidida; Schistosomatidae.
UCCUGCCAUUAGAGGUGUGGAGAAUUCAUAACAGGUCAAUCCUGAAGUUGUCGAAACUUUGUUGUGGGAAUCGUCGAUGUCAUGGUCAUAGAAAUAUUUCUAUCGUCCUUGAGAUUUUUCAAGGAUCCGUCUGCUUGUAGCGCAACUUAAAACUGGUAACGUUGUAACGCAUUUGGAACGUACCUCUAUCAACUCCUAGUUUCGUUUAUUAGUUUGCCUUAAUCUCACGCUGGAUUUAUAUCUGGUUGCUGUCUAUUUAUUCGUAUAUUGCAUACCACUUCACACGCUGCUCCUCAUUCCCAAACACACUAGGUAUCUUCCGGUUAAACUCAAGUUUACGAAAGGCCGAAGUUAAAACGACUUAUAGUUUUUCCACCUAUAGCCUAAGUUGUUUCCAACCAGCGACAUGAAUUCAGAAGAACUAAGUCGGCUGAAACGUCACUUUUCUAAAAACCCACGUGUCAAGGAUUUCUCUGGUUACGGGGGAAAGAUACAUACUCUUGGGUGGAAUAGUAAUGGGUUGAGACUAGCCUCUGGAUCAUCUGACAAGCUUGUAAAUAUAUAUGCAUUAGAAUCCACAAGACUAACAAAAGUACAUAGUUUCCGAGGUCAUAAUGAAAGCGUGGACCAACUUUGUUGGCACCCAUCAGACAGCGAUAUUGUUGCAACUGUGGGUGCAGAUGGUGCUAUUCGUUUGUGGGACUGUCGGACGAAAAAGGACCCAAUAACAGCGCAAUGUAAAGGAGAGAACAUCAACUUAGCAUGGUCACCGGAUGCACGCUACGUUGCUGUUGGUAGCAAAACAGACUUGGUUUCAUGGUUUGAUUUGCGUGCAGGACUUAAAGUGAUACAAGCCGAACAGUUCACUUCAGAAAUUAAUGAAUUCGCCUGGAACCCUAGUGGGGAAGCAUUUCUUUUAACUACUGGUCUUGGAAGUAUAUUAGUCUACAGUGGGAAACCAGGUGACAUGAAACGUGAAGCAAGUAUUCAGGCUCACCCAGUCAACGCAAUGUGCCUGCAGUUUUCACCCUCAGGUCAUCAGUUUGCUGUUGGCAGUGCAGAUGCUUUAGUGUCCAUUUGGGAUGCAGAUGAAUUUGUAUGCCUACGUACAUUAUCUCGCUUAGAAUGGCCUGUACGUACUUUGGGAUUCUCUUAUGAUGGAAAGUUAAUCGCCGCAGCUAGUGAAGAUCAUUUUAUUGAUAUUGGCCAUGUGCAAACAGGUGAACAAGUUUAUCAAGUUGGAACACAUGCAUCGGCUACAUUUGUACUCGCUUGGCAUCCUCGACAAUACUUGUUGAGUUACUCAAGUGAAGCAAAAUAUGAACGAGAUCAAGGUGUUAUUCGAUUGUUUGGUGUAAUGAGUGAUGAUUUAUGAAUGAUUUUGUUGUAAAGAUAUAGGGUGGGGAAGAGCGUAAUCCUUUUUUCAUUUGUAACCUGUACAAAAUUAUCAAUCGUAUAUUUUAAAUACAUGCAUUUUUGAUGAG